CACACUCACACAAGACCUGGAAUUGACAGGAAGACUCCCAACUAGUACAAUGACAGAAGAUAAGGUCACUGGGACCCUGGUUUUCACUGUUAUCACCGCUGUGCUGGGUUCCUUCCAGUUUGGAUAUGACAUUGGUGUGAUCAAUGCACCUCAACAGAUAAUAAUAUCUCACUAUAGACAUGUUUUGGGUGUUCCAGUGGAUGACCGAAAAACUAUCAACAACUAUGUUACCAACAGUACAGAUGAACUGCCCACAGUUGCAUACUCAAUGAACCCAAAACCAACCCCUUGGGCUGACGAAGAGACUGUGGCAGCUGCUCAACUAAUCACUAUGCUCUGGUCCCUGUCUGUAUCCAGCUUUGCAGUUGGUGGAAUGAUUGCAUCAUUCUUUGGUGGGUGGCUUGGGGACACACUUGGAAGAAUCAAAGCCAUGUUAAUAGCAAACAUUCUUUCAUUAGUUGGAGCUCUCUUGAUGGGGUUUUCAAAAUUGGGACCAUCUCAUAUACUUAUAAUUGCUGGAAGAAGCAUAUCAGGACUAUAUUGUGGGCUAAUUUCAGGCCUGGUGCCUAUGUAUGUUGGUGAAAUUGCUCCAACUACUCUCAGGGGCGCACUUGGCACUUUUCAUCAGCUGGCCAUUGUCACGGGCAUUCUUAUUAGUCAGAUUGUUGGUCUUGAAUUUAUCUUGGGCAAUUAUGAUCUGUGGCACAUCCUGCUUGGCCUGUCUGGUGUGCGAGCCAUCCUUCAGUCUCUGCUACUCUUUUUCUGUCCAGAAAGUCCCAGGUACCUUUACAUCAAGUUAGAUGAGGAAGUCAAAGCAAAGCAAAGCUUGAAAAGACUCAGAGGAUAUGAUGAUGUCACCAAAGAUAUUAAUGAAAUGAGAAAAGAAAGAGAAGAAGCAUCAAGUGAGCAGAAAGUCUCUAUAAUUCAGCUCUUCACCAAUUCCAGCUACCGACAGCCUAUUCUAGUGGCACUGAUGCUGCACAUGGCUCAGCAAUUUUCUGGAAUCAAUGGGAUUUUUUACUACUCAACCAGCAUUUUUCAGACGGCUGGUAUCAGCAAACCUGUUUAUGCAACCAUUGGAGUUGGUGCUGUAAACAUGGUUUUCACUGCUGUCUCUGUAUUCCUUGUGGAGAAGGCAGGGCGACGUUCUCUCUUUCUAAUUGGAAUGAGUGGGAUGUUUGUUUGUGCCAUCUUCAUGUCAGUGGGACUUGUGCUGCUGAAUAAGUUCUCUUGGAUGAGUUACGUGAGCAUGAUAGCCAUCUUCCUCUUUGUCAGCUUCUUUGAAAUUGGGCCAGGCCCGAUCCCCUGGUUCAUGGUGGCUGAGUUUUUCAGUCAAGGACCACGUCCUGCUGCUUUAGCAAUAGCUGCAUUCAGCAACUGGACCUGCAAUUUCAUUGUAGCUCUGUGUUUCCAGUACAUUGCGGACUUCUGUGGACCUUACGUGUUUUUCCUCUUUGCUGGAGUGCUCCUGGCCUUUACCCUGUUUACAUUUUUUAAAGUUCCAGAAACCAAAGGAAAGUCUUUUGAGGAAAUUGCUGCAGAAUUCCAAAAGAAGAGUGGCUCAGCCCAUAGGCCAAAAGCUGCCGUAGAAAUGAAAUUCCUAGGAGCUACAGAGACUGUGUGAAAAAAAAAAAAAAAAAACCCUGCUUCUUGACAUGAAAAGAAACAGUAAGGGAACCGUCUGUUUUUAAAUGAUGAUUCCUUGAGCAUUUUAUGUACAUGUCUUUAAGUAUUGUUUUAUUUUUAUGUGCUGUCAUCAGAAAUGUCAUCAAAUAUUACCAAAAAAGUAUUUUUUUAAGUUAGAGAAUAUAUUUUUGAUGGUAAGACUAUAAUUAAGUAAACCAAAAAGGCUAGUUUAUUUUGUUACACUAAAGGGCAGGUGGUUCUAACAUUUUUAGCUCUGUUCUUUAUAACAAGGUUCUUCUAAAAUUGAAGAGGUUUCAACAUAUCAUGUUAUUUUUUUAACACAUAACUAGAAACCUGAGGAUGCAACUAAUAUUUAUAUAUUUGAAUAUCAUUAAAUUGGAAUUUUCUUACCCAUAGAUCUUAUAUUAAAGGAGAUAUGGCUAGUGGCAAUAAGUUCCAUGUUAAAAUAGACAACUCUUCCAUUUAUCUCACUCAGCUUUUUUCUUGAGUACUAGAAUUUGUAUUUUGUUUAAAAUUUUACCUUUGUUCUGUAUUUUCAUGGAGAAUGGAUUACAGAGUAUAUUAAAAUAUGUCUACAGAAAAAAACUUUCAUUUCUGGUAGGCUUAUCAAAAUAUUUCAGCACUCAUAAAAGAAAACCAUUUUAGUUCCUUUAUUUAAUGGACAAAUCUUUUGCAAGAUGUAACGCUAAAAGGGUUUCACCUGAUCAUAUAGCCUGGGCCAUCAGUUAACAUUAACAUCUAUUAUAAAACCAUGUUGAUUCCCUUCUGGUACAAUCCUUUGAGUUAUAGUUUGUUUUGCUUUUUAAUUGAGCACAGCCUGGUUUUCACAUGCACUCAAACAAUCAUGAGUCAGACAUUUGGUAUAUUACCUCAAACUCCUAAUAAGUUUGAUCAAAUCUAAUGUAAGAAAAUUUGAAGUAAAGGAUGGAUCGGUUUGUUAAAAAUAUUUUCUGAAUUAUUAUGUCUCAAAAUAAGUUGAAAAGGUAGGGUUGGAGGAUUCCUCAGUGUGGGCUUCUGAAACUUCAUAAAUGUUCAGCUUCAGACUUUAUAAAAAUCCCUGUUUAAUUUUCCUGGAAAGACUAAUUGUUUUAUGGUAUGAUCCUAACAUAAAAUAAUCGUCUCCUUUGACAUUUCCUUCUUUGUCUUAGGUGUAUAUAGAUUCUAGUCAAACUAUUCUACGGCCAUUACUAACAUGCAUUGUACACUAUCAAUCUGCCUUUAUCUACAUAGGCAAAUUGGAAAUACACAGAUGAUUAAAGAGACUUUAGCUUACAGUCAAUUUUACAAUUACGGAAAUACAGUUCUGAUGGGUCCCAAAAGCUUAGCAGGGAGCUAACGUAUCUCUAGGCUGUUUUCUCCACCAACUGGAGCACUGAUCAAUCCUUCUUAUGUUUGCUUUAAUGUGUACUGAAGAAAAGCACUUUUUAAAAAGUACUCUUUUAAGAGUGAAAUAAUUAAAAACCCUGAACAUUUGCCUUGUUUCCUAAAGUUGUUCACAUAUAUGUAAUUUAGCAGUCCAAACAACAAGAAAUUGUUUCUUUUCA
Messenger RNA from Piliocolobus tephrosceles (Ugandan red Colobus), 3191 nucleotides. It is a transcript of the gene SLC2A2, whose product is annotated as solute carrier family 2 member 2. Lineage: Eukaryota; Metazoa; Chordata; Mammalia; Primates; Cercopithecidae. The coding region runs from base 50 to 1624 and encodes 524 amino acids. Gene Ontology annotation, molecular function: D-glucose transmembrane transporter activity. Gene Ontology annotation, cellular component: brush border; plasma membrane. The record is from RefSeq and is a predicted model, not a curated record. Gene Ontology annotation, biological process: dehydroascorbic acid transport. The transcript is spliced from 11 exons.